Messenger RNA from Microthlaspi erraticum, 1911 nucleotides. The record is from the annotation of a GenBank genome assembly. NCBI's taxonomy places the organism in Eukaryota, Viridiplantae, Streptophyta, Magnoliopsida, Brassicales, Brassicaceae.
AUGGAGAGUGCUUUAACAAAUUCUUCCUCGUCGUUGGCGGGGCGGAAAGUGAAUUUCUCGUCCCCGAGAGGCUUUUUCACUAAAUUCAGAACAAAGUGUAAAGAAACAUUCUUCCCGGAUGAUCCAUUCAAACCGAUAUCGCAGGAGCCAAACCGUUUGAUGAAAGCAAAAAUGGCGUUGGAAUACUUUGUUCCAGUCUUUCAGUGGCUCCCAAAGUAUAAUCUGCAAAAGCUAAAGUACGAUGUGCUUGCCGGUAUCACCAUCACCAGCCUCGCUGUUCCUCAGGGUAUCAGUUAUGCUAAUCUCGCCAGUAUCCCUCCCAUCAUAGGCCUAUAUUCAAGCUUUGUGCCGCCAUUUGUGUACGCCUUGUUGGGAAGUUCGAACACUCUCGCGGUGGGGACAGUUGCAGCAUGCUCUUUGCUUAUCGCUGAGACGAUCGGUGAGGAUAUGGCGAAAGAGGAUCCUACUCUCUACCUUCAUUUGAUCUUCACCGCCACUUUCAUCACCGGUGUUUUCCAGUUUACUUUGGGCUUCCUCAGGUUGGGGAUAUUGGUGGAUUUCUUGUCACACUCGACCAUAACGGGCUUCAUGGGCGGCACAGCUAUCAUCAUUCUCCUCCAACAGCUUAAGGGCGUCUUUGGUUUAGUCCACUUCACGCACAAAACCGAUGUCGUUUCAGUUCUUCACUCAGUCUUCUCCCACCGCCAAGAGUGGAAGUGGCAAAGUGCACUUGCUGGAAUCUGCUUUCUUGCUUUUCUUCAAACCACUCGAUACAUCAAAAAAAUAAAACCAAAGCUAUUUUGGGUAUCAGCAAUGGGUCCAAUGGUGGUCGUCCUUGUGGGUUGCCUAGUUGCGUAUUUGGUGAAAGGAGCCGAACACGGGAUCCAAACUGUUGGGCCUUUAAAGAAAGGGCUAAACCCUCCUUCUAUUCAAUAUUUGAACUUUGACGCCAAGUAUUUACCGCUAGUUAUAAAGGCUGGAAUCGUCACGGGGCUCAUCGCUAUGGCUGAAGGGAUAGCGAUCGGAAGAAGUUUCGCUGUAAUGAAGAACGAACAAACAGACGGGAACAAAGAGAUGAUAGCAUUUGGUCUUAUGAACGUUAUUGGCUCCUUUACCUCUUGCUAUUUGACAACGGGGCCAUUUUCAAAGACAGCAGUGAACUACAACGCGGGGACAAAGACACCAAUGUCGAAUGUAGUGAUGGGAAUUUGCAUGAUGCUUGUGCUUCUCUUCCUUGCGCCUCUAUUCAGCUACACACCACUCGUUGGUCUCUCAGCCAUCAUUAUGUCAGCCAUGUUAGGCCUCAUCGACUACGAGGAGAUGUACCAUCUCUUCAAAGUCGACAAGUUUGAUUUCCUCGUCUGCAUGUCCGCGUUUUUCGGUGUUUCCUUCCUUAGCAUGGACUACGGUCUAAUCAUUUCCGUGGGAUUUUCCAUCAUAAGAGCCUUGUUGUACGUUGCGAGGCCCUCGAGCUGUAAACUGGGAAGAAUACCAAACUCGGUUAUGUUUCGAGACAUAGAACAGUAUCCAGCAGCCGAGGAGAUGCUUGGUUACAUCAUUCUUCAAAUGGGCUCUCCGAUCUUUUUCGCCAACAGCACUUACGUCCGUGAAAAGAUUUUGAGGACGAUUCGUGAUGAACCUGCGGACGUCGAGUUUCUUCUCCUUGAUCUCUCCGGAGUUUCAAGCAUUGACAUGACCGGGAUGGAAACACUACUCGAAGUCCGGAGAACCCUAAUGUCAAAAGACAUCAAGAUGGUAAUAAUAAAUCCAAGAUUCGAAGUCUUAGAAAAGAUGAUGUUAUCGCACUUUGUUGAGAAGGUAGGAAAGGAGUAUGUGUUCUUGAGCAUUGACGAUGCGGUUCAAGCAUGCCGGUUUAAUCUUUCCACCGCCAAACCCGAACAAUCUUAUUAG